Molecule: messenger RNA, 354 nt
Organism: Arctia plantaginis
Lineage: Eukaryota; Metazoa; Arthropoda; Insecta; Lepidoptera; Erebidae
Source: the annotation of a GenBank genome assembly
AUGAGACACCAGCAAGUGAGCGUGGAUUACUGGGCGAUGUUGAAGUCCAUGAUGAUAUACGGAGUGCUAACCUUUCUUGGGUGGAUGAUGUUUAGGUUAUUUAAUGCUGUCUUCUCAUUGCCUCGACGAUUGCGAACCCAACAGCAAAAUAUACAAGAAACUUUACAAGAGUUUCAGAGACGGUAUCCAGACCUAAAUAUAACAGAGGAUGACCUGAAAAAUGCUGAAAAAGAAUUAGAAGAGUGGACUAAAGAGAUGGAACAGAAAACUAAAGAUGUCGACGGAAAUAAAAACACAGAAGCUGUAACAACACUAGAAACAACUGCAGCUAUAGAAGACAAGAAAACGAUUUAG